This is a messenger RNA of Cynoglossus semilaevis (tongue sole), 2691 nucleotides long. RefSeq names its product nucleolar protein 10 (gene nol10). Lineage: Eukaryota; Metazoa; Chordata; Actinopteri; Pleuronectiformes; Cynoglossidae. Gene Ontology annotation, molecular function: protein binding. Gene Ontology annotation, cellular component: 90S preribosome; nucleus; small-subunit processome. The record is from RefSeq and is a predicted model, not a curated record. The transcript has 21 exons. Gene Ontology annotation, biological process: maturation of SSU-rRNA from tricistronic rRNA transcript (SSU-rRNA, 5.8S rRNA, LSU-rRNA). The coding region runs from base 111 to 2261 and encodes 716 amino acids.
ACUCACCGUCACUUCCUGUUAUUGCACCGCUCUAACAACGUGCAUUGGGUUCAUUUCACUCGUGUGUAGUACUAGUGUUAUGUGUAACGAGGGUUGUCUUUCUUUUUACAAUGCAGGUAUCCAGCGUAAAUGAUGCAAAGAUUUAUAAUUUAAGUCACGGCAAGUCUCUUCCGGAAUGGCUGUCAGAUUGGAAGAAAAGGCAGCCGCAAAAGGGCGAUUCAGAUAUUCAGCGCAGGAUUGAGCUCAUCCAAGACUUUGAGAUGCCCACUGUGUGCACCUCCAUCAAAGUAUCUAGAGAUGGGCAUUUCAUCUUGGCAGCAGGAACUUAUAAGCCCAGGGUCCGCUGCUACGACACUUAUCAGCUGUCCUUGAAGUUUGAGCGCUGUCUGGAUUCAGAUGUUGUGGCCUUUGACAUACUGUCUGAUGACUACUCCAAGUUGGUUUUUUUGCACAGUGACCGCUACGUAGAGUUUCACUCACAACAUGGCCACUACUACAAGACUCGUAUUCCAACCUUUGGAAGAGCCUUCUCUUACCAUUACCCCUCCUGUGAUCUCUUCUUUGUGGGUACCAGCUCAGAGGUUUUCCGACUGAACCUGGAACAAGGCCGUUUUCUUAACUCACUACAGACAGAAGCUGUGGAGAAUAACGUGUGCGACAUAAACCCUGUCCAUCACCUCAUUGCCACUGGCUCCUCUGAGGGGAGGAUUGAAUGCUGGGAUCCUCGUGUCCGAAACAGAGUGGGCACACUGGACUGUGCCUUAAGCAGCAUCAGAGAAGGAACAGAAGUUCAGGCCUUGCCUUCUGUCACUGCACUCAAGUUUAAUAACUCCCUCUCGAUGGCAGUUGGAACCGGCUCAGGACAGGUUCUGCUGUAUGAUCUGCGCUCCAGUCAGCCUCUGUUGGUUAAAGACCAUUUCUACAACCUGCCAAUCAAAUCCCUCCAUUUCCAUGAUCAGCUGGAUCUGGUCAUGUCUGCUGACUCCAAGAUCAUAAAAAUGUGGAACAAAGACAGUGGUAAAGUGUUCUCUUCCAUAGAACCUCCGGCCAACAUCAAUGACGUGUGCAUCUACCCUCAGUCAGGUUUGCUCUUCACGGCUAAUGAGGAUCCUAAGAUGAACAUAUUCUACAUUCCGGCCUUGGGCCCUGCACCGCGUUGGUGCUCCUUCCUAGACAACCUGACAGAGGAGUUGGAGGAGAGCCCAGAGAGUACAGUGUAUGAUGACUACAAAUUUGUCACCCGGAAGGACCUGGAAAAUCUUGGUUUAUCUCACCUGAUUGGAUCAUCUCUUUUAAGAGCUUACAUGCAUGGUUUCUUCAUGGAUAUACGUCUUUAUCACAAGGUCAAAAGCAUGGUCAACCCUUUUGCUUAUGAGGAGUACCGCAAGGAUAAGAUUCGACAGAAGAUUGAGGAGGCAAGAACUCAGAGAGUGCAGAUCAAGAAACUACCUAAAGUAAACAAGGAGUUGGCACUCAAGCUGAUGGAGGAUGGUGAAGAUGAAGCAGUACUGGCCAGGAGGACAAAGAAGGGCAAGGCUGUCCCCAACAUCCUGAGUGAUGACCGGUUUAAGGUGAUGUUUGAGAACCCUGACUACCAGGUAGACGAACAGAGUGAAGAAUUCCGCCUACUCAACCCCAUUGUCUCCAAAGUUGGACUCAAGAACAAGAAAAAGCUGCGCCUGCUGGCUCAGCAAGCUGCCUCCUUACAGAAGAUGAAUGAAGAUGAGGAUGAGCCCGAAGGUCAAGCCAGCUCAGAGGAAGAGAGCUCAGAUGACGACAAGAGCUGGGUGGAGGAGGUGAGGGAGCAGCGAAGGUUGCUGCGGCAGGAAGACUGGGAGCGAAGACGACAAGAGAGGAAAAAUGUUGACCGUAACACUGUCUUGUUGGAGAAUGCAAGACAGAAAAGUUCAGUCAAGUCUGAGAGCAAGGAGAGAUCUCAGCCUCAGUUUUAUCAACUCAAAGCUGGGGAGGAGUUCAGAAGUUUUAAUGACGUGACUCACAAGCAGAAGCUUCAGAAGGCAUCUCUUGAGGACCGACUAAAGUUGGAAGAAAAUUCAGAAACCAGCAACAUGGCCAACACUGCAGUGGGCAGCAAACAGUUGACCUUUACUCUUCAAAAGUCCGAGCAGCAAAGGAAACAGCAACAGGCCGAGCGGGAGCACCAUGAGGAGAGGAAGCAGCUGCGGCGGUCAGCUGGACAUCUGAGCAGCCGCCGUGGGAGAGGCUGGGGCGGCAGAAGAGGAGGACGAGGUCGACAUUGAGGAAAGCCACUGGUUUGGCCGUUAUAAAGUUAUUUUGGAAAAAAACAAAAUGAGACACCCAUUACAUAAAUCAGAGUUUAAUAGAAUCUGUCAUAAACUCACCUCAGAUGUCUGGACUGAUGUCCUGAAGUCAGUAAUGCUUUAACUUACUUCUUCAGACUCACAAGACAGUGACAGUUGCUGAUGAACUGGAGUGUCCUAUUCCUGAAUGAUCUCAACCAUGUGUUUACAUCCUUAUUCAGAGAAUCUGUCUUUUUGACAACGUGUAUCAGAGCUUAGAGGAGUCCAAAUGGCCAGCCAGAGACUGUACUGAUGUUCACCUAUAGUGUGUUUCUAUUACUGCGUUUGGUAAACUGUUUUUUUUAAACAACCCUCUUCUUAUUGUAUGUUUUAUAUCAAUAGUAAAUUGAUUAAAACAACUCUUGUUCAA